AUGUUGACAACAUUGCUGCCACUGCUGCCUCUGUUGCUCCUGCCCAGCUGGACCCUUUGUAGCCAGAAAGCCUCAGAUGGGCCGCGGAGCCUCCACAUGCUCCAGUUCGCCUACUUCCGCGACCCCUUUCACGUGUGGUACCGGGGCAACGCGUCGCUGGAUGGGCUCCUGACGCACGAGUUGGAAGGCCCAGGCCACAACGUCACGAUCCUCCAGCUGCAGCCGUUGGAGGAGCCAGAGAGUUGGGCGCACACCAAGCGAGGCCUGCAGCGGUACCUGCAAGAUUUCCAUGGCCUCGUGCAGGUGGUGAAUAAGGAGCGGAGCUUGACCUUUCCUCUGGUAAUUCGCUGCUUCCUGGGCUGUGAAAUGCCUCCUGAGAGCUCCAAAGCCCACAUCUUCUUCGAGGUGACUGUGAACGGAAGCUCCUUUGCCAGUUUUCAGCCAGAGACUGCCUUAUGGGUGUCACAGUCCCAGACACCCUCCAAAGUGGCCAGCUACACCCUGAAGGCGCUCAACACCCACAAUCGUACUCGAUAUGAACUGCAGGAGUUCCUGCAGGACACCUGUGUGCAGUAUGUGCAGGAAAAUACCACGAAGAACUUAAAAGGGAGCCAAACAGGCCGCUCCUACACUUCGCUGGUCCUGGGCGUCUUGGUGGGCAGCUUCAUCAUCAUCGGUGUGGCUGUGGGCAUCUUCCUGUGCACAGGUGGACGGCGGUGUUAA
Molecule: messenger RNA, 723 nt
Organism: Orycteropus afer afer
Lineage: Eukaryota; Metazoa; Chordata; Mammalia; Tubulidentata; Orycteropodidae
Gene: PROCR
Product: protein C receptor
Exons: 4
Coding region: 1-723 (240 amino acids)
Biological process (GO): negative regulation of coagulation
Molecular function (GO): signaling receptor activity
Source: RefSeq, a predicted model, not a curated record